AGGUGCCGGCGGCCCAAACCGGGAAACAUGGUGGCCGCCUGCUUUCUCCGCAAGGGUUCGACUGCCCUGGCAGGGUUGUUGCUCUUGUCCUUUGGCAGCUUGGCCGCCAGUCAGAUCGAGGAUCAAACAGAACAGUUCUUUAGAAGUGGCCACACAAACAACUGGGCUGUUUUGGUAUGUACAUCCCGGUUCUGGUUUAAUUAUCGACAUGUUGCAAAUACUCUUUCUGUUUAUAGAAGUGUCAAGAGGCUAGGUAUUCCUGACAGUCACAUUGUUCUGAUGCUUGCAGAUGAUAUGGCGUGCAACCCUAGAAACCCCAAACCAGCUACAGUGUUUAGUCACAAGAAUAUGGAACUAAAUGUGUAUGGAGAUGAUGUGGAAGUAGAUUAUAGAAGUUAUGAGGUGACUGUGGAGAACUUUUUACGGGUAUUAACUGGCAGGAUCCCACCUAGUACUCCUCGGUCCAAACGUCUUCUUUCUGAUGAUAGGAGCAAUAUUCUUAUUUAUAUGACCGGACAUGGUGGAAAUGGUUUCUUGAAAUUUCAAGAUUCUGAAGAAAUUACCAACAUAGAACUUGCGGAUGCUUUUGAGCAAAUGUGGCAAAAAAGACGCUACAAUGAGCUGCUGUUUAUUAUUGAUACUUGUCAAGGAGCAUCCAUGUAUGAACGAUUUUAUUCUCCUAACAUAAUGGCUUUAGCUAGUAGCCAAGUGGGAGAAGAUUCACUCUCGCAUCAACCUGAUCCUGCAAUUGGAGUCCACCUUAUGGAUAGAUAUACAUUUUAUGUCUUGGAAUUUUUGGAAGAAAUUAAUCCAGCUAGUCAAACUAAUAUGAAUGACCUUUUUCAGGUCUGUCCCAAAAGUCUGUGUGUCUCUACCCCUGGGCAUCGCACUGAUCUUUUUCAGAGGGAUCCUAAAAAUGUCUUGAUAACUGAUUUUUUUGGAAGUGUGAGGAAAGUGGAAAUUACAACAGAGACUAUUCGUUUGCAACCAGAUUUAGAAAUCAUGGAAAGCAGAUAUAAAAAAGAGUGGAUGGAUGAGGAACUAAUGGAACCUCUGAAAUAUGCCGAACAACUUCCUGUAGCUCAGAUAAUACACCAGAAACCAAAGCUGAAAGAUUGGCAUCCUCCUGGGGGCUUUAUUCUGGGAUUGUGGGCACUCAUUAUAAUGGUUUUCUUCAAAACUUAUGGAAUCAAGCAUAUGAAGUUCAUUUUUUAGAUGUGAUGUCUGAAGAAGACUGCAUGGAAGACUACCAUCGUGGAUAAGAUGUUGUGCCAUUAUAUUUUUUUAAAAAAAAUACACUGUUCUUGUGUGAAUUAGGCAAAAAGUAUAGGGAAACUAAAGUUGAAUGAAAUAUUGAUGUGAUAACUUAAAAAUAAUUGUUAAUGCAAGUGCUAAAUAUACAUUUUCUGUUGUUUGUGGACAGAGAGAUCAGAGUAUACUUAAUGGCUGUUUUUGAAAAUAAGAAUUUCCCCUAAUCUUACUCCCUUUAUGUUUGGAAAAGAAAAAGAAUGUGAACGCAUUAAAUUCUCACUAGCAGAUGUAACUUCUGUCAGUAUUUUUGUGUUGUUCUCCUAGUCUUUUUUUCUGUGUACAUAAUUUUUUCCCAAAUAGAGAUCAUAUAGAAUAUAUCAUUCUGUAACUUUAUUUUUCAUUUUACAAUUUGUUAUCAACCCUUGGACAUUCUUCAGAACACAUUGAGAAUGGUUGCACAGUAUCCAUUUUAUGAAUGUCCAGUAAGCUAUUUAACAUUCUUCUGUUCUUGGACCACUUUGUUCCCCAAAAUCUUCCUUUAGUUCACUCUCUACUGUGUUAAUAAUUUUCUGUCAGCCAUUCAUGGAAUUCUGAAGCUUUAAUUAUAAGUAAAUGAAAAACAUUAGUUCCUUAAUUUAUGUUACUGAUAGUUUUGGGGACUUUUUUUGCUGUCAGUUAAUCUGGAAAAUUUAAGACCUUUGAGAAUUUCAUAUUACUGACUGCUCAAGAGAAACAAACCCCAUUAUUUCUCAUUUCUAACCAUUCUGUGAUCCUCUAGAAUUGAUUACCUCCUCUUCAGUUUCCGUAUUAAAAGAGACAUUGUUUCAAUUCUGUUUAAGGUAAACCUUGCCCACGGACUGGAUCUGUACUUUUCCUGAGAUGAUCCCGUAGAGCGGAGGGAUGGUAUGAAAAAUUCACACUUAGUCCCUGCCUUCAUGUCUGACUGAUGCAUCAUAAAAGGCAGAGAAGACCCCCUUUCUGGUCUCUGCAAAGGGGGCAAGAGCUCAUAUCUUCAUCACUGAUUUGUUUAGCGUGUCAGCCGUCUUCCUGUCUUUCUCCUAAUUAGGAGUAUUGAGAUUGUGUUUUGCCGUCCACCGCAGAUAAUAUGUUUUUUGCAUACCGGGGGGUAAAACCCAUGAAAGUUAAGUAUUCCUGUGCCAUAGGAUGCUUUCUUACAUUUCCUCUGUUUUAUUCAGAUCUUUAUCAUUAUUAAGUGCAAAGAUCUUGUUUCUUGUUUCUAAUUAUAGAUAACAUUAAAAAGAACUCUUUCUCCACAAUAAAAUCUCCUAAAAUUAA
Suricata suricatta (meerkat) is the source of this 2547-nucleotide messenger RNA. RefSeq names its product phosphatidylinositol glycan anchor biosynthesis class K (gene PIGK). The record is from RefSeq and is a predicted model, not a curated record. Gene Ontology annotation, cellular component: GPI-anchor transamidase complex. The transcript is spliced from 11 exons. Gene Ontology annotation, biological process: attachment of GPI anchor to protein; protein localization to cell surface; proteolysis. Gene Ontology annotation, molecular function: GPI-anchor transamidase activity. Lineage: Eukaryota; Metazoa; Chordata; Mammalia; Carnivora; Herpestidae. Bases 28 to 1215 code for a protein of 395 amino acids.